GGGGUGAGAAGGAGAGAAGAGGUGAAGCCAAAGGAGGAGAGCGGGUGACUGAGGGAGGAAGGUCAGGAGACCACAAGAAAACAUGGGUGGACGAGUGGCACAGAGCUGCUGGCUGCUUCUCACACUCUCUCUGAAAGGUAUUCUUGCUGGUGAUUGGUCAGUUCAACUCCCCUCCAGUCCUAUCUGCGCUGUGACUGGUUCCUCUGUGGUUCUCCCUUGUUCCUAUGACUACCCCCAAAGUUCUAAUGAAACCAAGGAAGAGGGACGGCUCUCUCCUCAGGGUGGAGGAGGAGAACAAGAACAACAGUAUAAAGUUUUGUCUGAGAUGUGGUGUCUCGAAGGCAGCCGCUGUGUCACACCAAGCUAUGUCUACCACAGUGCUGGCAUCUUCCCAGAUCCAUCCUACCAGAACAGGGUGAAGUACCUGGGACAGCGAGGAACAAAAAACUGUUCUGUGAGGAUUUCUGAUCUGAGACAGUCGGACAGUGGAGCAUACGUGUUUUACCUCAUCACCAGCCACCCUACGCAGAAGAUGCCAGAGCAGAAUGGUAUACAGCUGCUGGUGACAGACUCUUCCAAUGCAGUCACAGUGUCAGCAAGUCCCUCCAGUUACAUCACUGAGGGCACGGCCUUACGUCUGGCCUGCUGCAGCCCUGCCGCUGGUCCUCAGGCCCGUUUCAGAUGGUACAAGAGCACAAGCACCAGCUCAAGACACACUGGACAGGUGUGGAACAUCGGUGAAGUUACGUCUGAUGACUCUGGCAGCUACUACUGUCAGGUACAGACUGGAGAUAAAGUGCAGAACUCAACAGUGCUGUCCAUAGAUGUGGAGUACUCUCCUCGAAACACAGCUGUCUCAGUCUCUCCUACUGGAGAGCUACAGGACAGGCAUCCUGUGACUUUGACCUGCAGCAGCGAUGCUAACCCACCUGUCCACGCAUACUCCUGGUACCAGGGUGCAUUAUGUCACCCGACAGCAGACAAAAGCUUUCAUCCAGCAAGACAAUCCCUGGCUACACCCACAGGAAGAGGCCCGACACUCAGCAGAGCCAACAUCACCACUGAGGAAUAUGGGCAGCACUGCUGUGUAGCACGCAAUAGACAUGGAUCACAGACUUAUAGUGUAACACUCAGAAGUUCCACAGCAACGGCCCCAUCUGACACUGCAGGAAACAGAUUGCUGUUUAUCGGCGUGACCAUCGGUGUUCUACUGGCUGUUAUAGCCAUAGUGGCCUUUCUCAUGACAAGGAGACGGAAGUCAUCCAGACAUCAGUCGUAUGUCCUCACUGAGACAACUGCUAUAACACCUUAAGGACUCAGCCAGACCAGGACUUCUGCCUGUCCUGGUCGAAGUACAAAACAAAGUACAAACCCCUUACAACCACCAAGAACAGAAGAGACCUUUUUAUUAUAUUCAAGUAACUCAAGAUCGGUAGAGCUCAAUACCCUCGGACACUCUUGUGCAUUUACCUUCACGCCUCAUGUUGCCACAUAAGCCGUUAUAACACAAGCAGACAUCUUAAAAUUAGUAUUGUAUCACAUGCUGUAGCACAUUGUGGCCUGCUUGAGUCCUGAAAUCAUGUACACAGAAGAAAAAACAAUUUCCAAGACUGUUGACAAUGGUGCAGAUUCACAAACAGUGUGAGAACCUGAAGAUCUUAUGAUAAACGUUACUGUACAUUUAAGGAAGCAGGACACAACACUGAAACCCCCUGGAUUUCAAUGCACUGAGCUGAACGAGAAUGAACUGAAUUUUAAAAUCGGCAGAAGUGAAGCGAAGGAAAAACUGUCGGGAUAUCUUUAAUCUGUUGGCUCGUGGCUAUGUGAUCAUUUGUUCUAUUUGUUUCACUGCAAUUGUACUGUGGGAUGAGCUAAAUGCUGCUGUCAGGAAUUAACCAAGCAAUAUUCAAGAAAUAUUUAUCAUAACAUAGAAAAGCUUCUGUUACCGCUUCUCAUUACCGAACUCCUUCUACUUUGUGCUCUAGUCUGUUGAAGUGUUGCAGUGACAGAUGUGAAUUUGAAUACACAUACUGUAUGAAGACCACAGAUGACAUCCGGAGUUGUUGUUAGCACUGAUACUCUUACUGGAGUUUAACAACACGCUACAGAGCGCACCAAGUACUGUAAUAAUAAUAAAAAUAAUAAUAAUAAAACUUAUUAUUACUAUUUAUAGAGCACUUAUCAAAACAAAUUACAAAGUGCUUCACAACAAGAGAAAUAAAAUACCACAGUGAAUGACAAAAUAUUAAGAAAUAAAAUACACAAAAUACACAAAAGCAAUAAAAUGAACAAUAAAAUAAACAGCCAGUUCAGGUAAAAUCAGGAAAUGCUUUUAGAUAAAAAUGUGUUUUGAGAAGAGACUUAAACAAAGACACUGACUCAGACAACCUAAUGUCUUCGGGCAAGUUGUUCCAGAGCCUCGGGGCCCUGAUAGCAAAAGCUCUGUCCCCCUUAGUUUUCAUCCUGGACUCAGUAACAGACAGGAGACCCCUGCCCGAAGAUCUCAAACUCUCAAAAUCUUUUGCAAUGUUUCUGAGGUGAUAAAAACAUGAUUGGACGAGCUUAGUGAUAUGUUGCUCAAAACAUAAAUUGCUAUCAAACAGUAUAAGCCAUGUCCAGAAACAGAAAACACUGAAGCAGCGAUUACUGAAAGCCUGUUAGUGAUGAUGAUGAUCAGCAUGAAGAUGAUGACAGAAAAUAGUCGUAAUGAUCCAAUUAAGAGCUGUUUGCAUUUGGGACUGGGUCGCAGCUGUGUGGUUUUGAGUAAACGCUUCAGUGUGAUAAGGCUCUAACAGAUACUGACCAGAGCCUGAGGAGACGUGGAAGAGGAUGAAAACCAAGAGGACAGUGACUCUGACACCAGGACAUCCAUUUACAAAAUGUACUUGUAUCUCAUUAGUCUAUUUUUAGAACUUUGCUUGUGUCUGAUUUAUCAUAUUAGAGUGAGAAUAGCUGAGUAAAGUGGUGCACACGUCUUCGAUUUUCAAAUGACUAAUUAAGUCAUAACAAGGAAGUACAGUGCUUCAUUUCCCAAACAUUUAAAGAGACAGUUUCACGUAUGUGCACAUCACUUCAAGAGCUGUUUUGUUCGGUUGCCUUCACUGUACAUUUCUAACGUUUAUAUGAUGUUUUAACAAGAAAUAGAGGUAAUUAGUGGUGCACAUAUUGUAAUGCUACUGAUUCCAACAUGCAUAUUAAGCUUCAAAUUUUAACUGUUGUAAGCUACCGCGCACGUCAUCUGGGAUGUUUUAAAUGCGAUGUAUUUAGCAUACCGAUACCAAGAUUUACAAAAUGUGUGAUAUGUUAGAUUUAAUGAAAAGCUUUUUGUACUUCCCAUUUUCCAAGACUUCACUGCUUGAAAAGAAACGUGCCUUGGAAACAAGAGAGUUUAUUGAUAAUCAAGAGGGCAUGAUAAUAUGCCUCACAAAAACAUGUUCUAUAUAGUUAUUACAGCAGCCAGCAUUUAUUCAAGUUUAAAAUGCUAGUUCUUAUGCAUUCAGCAGGUGUGAAAUGUGUAUACAGGUGUCAGUAGUUUUCAUCAGAAGGUACACAAUAAGACUAAUGAAUAGCGAUCACUGAUUACUAUCAUAUUAACCAAAGUUUUGCCAUGCCUGUGUGUGUGAGGCACAUGUGAAACAAAACAACUUAUAAAUGCAUUGAUCCAAUAAAAACUAUACUGUUG
Siniperca chuatsi (mandarin fish) is the source of this 3682-nucleotide messenger RNA. Its product is annotated as B-cell receptor CD22-like. The transcript is spliced from 8 exons. The coding region runs from base 83 to 1312 and encodes 409 amino acids. The record is from RefSeq and is a predicted model, not a curated record. NCBI's taxonomy places the organism in Eukaryota, Metazoa, Chordata, Actinopteri, Centrarchiformes, Sinipercidae.